CCAAGAGACUCUUCCGACUCUUGGGCUUCCUUUUCUUCCCUUAUCUGAGGGCUUCUCAUAGUCAUUCUCUUUGCAAAAAAACAUUUCUCUGAGAGUAGGUUUUUCUCUGCAUCCCUAUCAUCUUGGUGGGGCUUCUCCGCGAAGGGUAAUUGUUUUCUCGAAUGAACCUUGUCAUGGCUAGAAGUGGUGGUUCUCGGACUCGAAUGAAGAAACCUUGUGAUUGCUGCAAAAGGUACUUGGACCAUUUGGAACAAAAGAAUCAAAGUUUAAGCUGCUUCCUAGGGCAUAUGACUGCCAAUUUUAAACAUAGCAUGGUAGUGCCAAACAGAUUUGCGAAGCAGUUUGGAGGAAGGUUGUCAGGAACCAUCAAAUUAGAAUCCCCUAAUGGCAAUCUGUACGACGUUGAAGUUUCAGAGCACUUAAAUAAGUUGAUGCUCGGACAUGGAUGGGAGGCAUUUGUUGAUGCAAAUCACAUAGAAGAGAAUGACUUCUUGAUCUUUCGUCACAUUGAGAAAUCUCAUUUUGAGGUUAUGAUCUUCGAUACUGAUGGCUGUGAGAAAGUCUUUUCUUGUGCUGGCCUAAGGAACACCCCAUGUGUUCAAGAACGAAGUGUAGAUUCUGUUGGUAUUUCAAGCAGCUCUUGUCAUGAUACCACAGAAUCAUCUGGAAGUGAAAGGUUCGCAAGGUCUGAGAAGAGUGGAUCCAGUAACCAUGGAAAGACCGAAAAUAUGGCUACAACAUCCUCAUCAUCUGAGGAGUCAGGAGAACAUGUUUCAUGGAAGAGUGACAUGGAAGAAACUUCUGAUGGAUCUCCAAACAGCAAGGAUUCUGGAGGUCCUGCUGAGCCUUCCUACAUUUUACCAGGCAUGAGCGGUCUAUCUCGAUCCCAAAAGAAGAUUAUUGAGGCGAAAGUGAGAGCCAUCAAAUCUGAAGUUCCCAUUUACAUAGCAAUAAUGAGGAAGACCAAUGCUGCUGUCUCUAAGCUUGAAUUCGGCACAAAAUAUGCUGCUGCUCAUCUUCCAGCUAGCGAGCAGACCAUGGUGCUCCAGUGCAAGAGGAAGAUCUGGGAGGCCAGGAUGAAGGUUACUAGUGGCCACAGGAGGUUUCUGGGGAGAGGCUGGACGACAUUUGUUCGUGACAAUGGUCUGCGAGUCGGUGACCUCUGUCUGUUUGAACUGAAGAAUGAGAGGAAGCUUAUCAUGGAGGUCCAUAUCAUCUCCAGGGAGCAGUUUUAGCUUGAGAAAGAAGGAGAUUUGUGUCCUGUGAUCCUGUCUGCUAGUACCUCCUGGGUUAUUUUGCUUGUUUUUUUUUUUUGUUAUCUUGAACUUAAAACCAUGGUGUGGUUAAUCUCCGAACGUGCUGGCCAAUUCUCUGAUGGCCACCCUGGGAGGUCCUAAUAACUAUGAACAGUUUCUCGUGUUGACAGACCCUUUUAGCAAGCCCGAUAUAUAUAGGACUUAUUAUGGUAAUUGGUAAACCAAUGACACCGGUCUUUUAUAUGA
Sorghum bicolor (sorghum) is the source of this 1502-nucleotide messenger RNA. RefSeq names its product putative B3 domain-containing protein Os03g0619850. The record is from RefSeq and is a predicted model, not a curated record. The transcript has 6 exons. Bases 162 to 1235 code for a protein of 357 amino acids. Gene Ontology annotation, molecular function: DNA binding. Lineage: Eukaryota; Viridiplantae; Streptophyta; Magnoliopsida; Poales; Poaceae.